UCGAUGCCCUCCCAAUGACAGAACGGAGCCAAUUCCAGAAGUCGAGAGACCGUCGGGCGGCGGGCUGUCGCCGGGAAUUUUGAAUUUUUAUGGAGCGUUUCAUCGAUCUUCGUGAUUUGGUUGAAGGAGCGAGGCGGCUGAUUCUUAUUAUUGUUGGCCUGUGAAUUAGCGUUUGAGCGCAGGAAGGAUUGCCAGUGACCUGAGGUUUUCAGUGAGUCUCAUUGUCGGGUGGGAAAUUGUUAUAUUUUGGAUCUCUGGAUUGGGCCACCAAAACCUAGAAUUUUUUGCGGGAGGAACUAUUUGGAUCAUCAAGCACACAGAAUGGGUAUUGAAGUUACUACUUCCUCCAAUCCAGAUUUUAGUUGGACGGUUGUACCGAGAGGAAGACGGACCAGGAAGCUAAUGGCCAGAAGCAUCAAAAGUGUUGCCGAGGAGGAGGGCAACUUUUCCUUCCCUGGAAGAAUUGGAGAUUUUACAGAGUCUAAUUUAUACAAGUUUGGAGAAGCUGCUAUUGGACAAUCAACCUCCGAUAAAUUGGGGAAUGUUCCAAUCAAGAAAAGGAAACAUUUGCUACAGCCUCCAUUGCCUCAAACAUUGACACCUCCAGGCUGUUCAGAACAUGAAUAUAAUAAUGUUGAGGACUUCUCCGGCAUUGAACUUUUGGCAGCUGCUGCCAGUCGAGAUGAUGAUAGUGGUAAUGCACAAUGUGAGCCAGGUUUGAAGAGAGGUGAAUAUAAUAAUGUUGAGGACUUCUCUGGCAUUGAACUUUUGGCAUCUGCUGCCAGCCGAGAAGAUGAUAGUGGUAAUGCACAAUGUGAGUCAGGUUUAAAGAGAAGUGAAUCGGAGAGUUCCACUUGCCGUAAUGCUGAUGGGUUGUUGAUUCAGAGCAACUCUGAUACUGUUUCUCAUAACCCACUUGGAAAAUCAGUGGAUGUGAUGGCUAUGCCGAGGGUUAACAGGCUGCAUUGGGAUUUAAACACGCCGAUGGAGACUUGGGGUGAACCAUGUGAUGCAUCCAUUGUUGGGAACACUUCAAAUUAUGAUAUGCAUGUUGAAGAAGACAUGAAGAAAGAUUGUUCUAAUGCCACGCAAGAGAUGUCUGAUGAAGCUACCGAGAACAUCGGUGGAGAUGUGAUCCCAGAUGAAGUUGUUAACAGCGACAAUAAAAAGGAUAUUCCAGAUCUAGUUCUAAGUAGUGACGUUCAAAAUUCUGUAAUCCAAGCAACAACUCAAGAUACAGUUGAACAUUGCAUUCCACCUUGGGAAAUAUCUGAAACUGCGAAGUAUGUGCAGUGCAAAAACUCGAAGGAUUCUUGGGAGGCUUGUGAACCACCAGGUGGUACUAUUCAAGGUGAUCUUUCUGUUCUAACUUCUGAUGCAAAGGUUCAAAAUGAUGGGGCUUUUGAUUUUAUGGGGCAUGUAGUAUCAACUGAAAUUGAUGUCAAGCAUGAUGGUGAUAAUCUUCCUAAUGAAGGAUCAAGGACAUUGGAUUCAUAUGAAAACCCUGUUGUUCCAACACAAUAUUGUGGUGAUCCAAGUUCCUCUACCGGAAAGAUAGGUUCUUCUAUUGAUGGGCUGCGAGAUUCUGAUGUUUCCCGCAAUCAUAAUUUUCAUGCAGUUGAUGGUGUCGGUUCAACUGAAUGUCAGGAUGGGUAUGAUUCUCCAUAUGAGGAUGGAGAGUUACGUGGUUCAAUAUUGUUUUCCUUGGAGAAAGAUGAGUUGGAAUCUGAGUGCGUUGACUAUGAAUCUGAUGGUAGAACUGAUGUUGGUUCUGAUGCUGUUGAUUACCAUCACUCUCCGGUCCUUGACGGUGGUUCUGAUGGUUCUUGUGGGAAUACUGCAAGGAGCCCAGUUUCCAAAAAAUCACCCAAAGACAGCAAAACAUUUAAACAGAAUUUGAGGAUGCAUAUUGACAAAGAUGAUUCAAAAAACAAUGAGAUGGUUGGAAAUGGAUCAACUGUAGGUUCUGUCACCACAGCUGAGGAGCCUAUGGAAAUGAAUAUCAAGGAAAAUGAUGAUUCCUUCAAAAGAAGGCAUUUGAAUGAUAAAAGAGACAUGCCAGAAAUGUAUGAAAGUGCAUCAAAAACUCUCAGGGGAAGGCUUCAAUCUCAUGCUGGAGGAUGGUCACCAUUGUAUGCAACUGAUGGGAAGGAUGCCUUUAUCCAGGAACAAAGAUCACGUCUCAGUGUUUUGGAUUCUCAUACCGAAAGGGGUCCUUAUCAUGGCAAACCUUUGGAUGAAUUUAGACCUGCUACUAAUGCUAGACGAGGAGUGCGUAGCUCCUCAGCAUAUAGGGAUUCAAGAAGGCAAUAUUCCUCAAGUUUCCAGGGAGCUGAGCGUUAUAACUACAACAGAGCUAGGAAUAUGGUUGGAAAUUUGGACAGGAUGAGUGGCCCGGGUUUCCAUGACCAAGGUGAAACAUCUUAUUAUAUGUCAGAAGACCUGCACAGGACCUUCAUGAGAUCACCGGAGGAGAGUGAAGAUUAUUUUGGUACGAGGAAAAGAAGAGUACCCUCCGCCCAAGCUGGCGGCUAUAGAAGAAGCAGGGUUCACUACUUGCAUCGUGCUGACAGAGAUUUUGAAUCUCUACCUGAUGAGGCCAAUGUCUCUACUCAUUUCUCACGUUCAUCAGCAAAGGAUCGGAACUUUUUGCCAAACUCUGGUAAACAUGUCCAUAUUCCUCCACACAGAAGAUCUCGCUCCAAAUCUAGAGCACUUUCCCCUGGGCCAUGGCCUUCGCACAAGAAUCAAAUCUUGAGUACUACAAGGGACAGCAGGUCUCCAUAUUUCAGAUCUGUGGCUUGGAUGGACAGAAGAAGGGCGUCAUUUACAAAACCUUCUUUUACUCCUGAUUUUGGGGAGGGAUACUUACCCCAAUCAAGGGGUCGGCGUUCUUCUCCGCAACACAGUUUUCGAUGGGAUAAUGAUGAUACCUUCACAAAUAACCAUUCUAGGCACAUGAGAUCACCAGUGUUUAGGGACAAUCAGAGGUUUCAUGCUGUUGGUUCUUCUGGGCGAUUGAAGUCAGAUGAGUACUUUAAACCAAUGUUUCGGUCUGAAAAACUAUCUGUCAUGAAGAAUAGUCGAAAGGAAUGCAAGGUAGAAUCCAAUUGUGAUAGUAAGAGAUGUCCUGACUGGGAUGAGAUGGUGCACAGAAGACCAAAUGCCUAAUGCUAAUUGAAAUGUCCUUCGGUUUGGGUGUAAUUUGCCAAUAAUUUUGAGACAAGCAACUUGAAGGCAGCCAAAAAAGCAUGGUGUAGAAGUUACUGAUGCCCCUGAAAACUGAAGUUCAGUUUUCCUCUUAGCAUCACUGCCUUUUUGUGUUUCAAAUAUGUUUGUAGGUUGGGAAUUUUCUUACAGCUCAGUUAUUUGCUGAACUGCCGAAAAUACAAAAUUUUUUAUAUGUUAAUAUAUGUCAAUCACCAUGCUCGUACAGAAAUCUGGUCAAUUUUCUGGACCAUUGGUAUGAGUAUUUGUAUUGUCAAGACAAGUUUCUGAGAAAUCUUUCAGUAAUGAAGUAAGAAAUGAUCCAUGAA
Molecule: messenger RNA, 3536 nt
Organism: Andrographis paniculata
Lineage: Eukaryota; Viridiplantae; Streptophyta; Magnoliopsida; Lamiales; Acanthaceae
Exons: 5
Coding region: 322-3171 (949 amino acids)
Source: RefSeq, a predicted model, not a curated record